AUGAAGUUUCCACCUUUUGCCGUUUCAAUAUUUGUACUGUUCGAGGCCAUCAACCAUGCAGAAUCCUUUUCGAGUCGCAGCAAUGCUGGAAUGGCUAACUAUGGAACGACGAACACUGCAAGAAAGGUUAAAAAUUCAAUUGCCCCAGAAGCGACUGAAACCACGUCUAGGCAGGUGGAGCAACGGCGUGCGCUUGGAUCGCAAGAAAACUUGAUGCUGCCGCGACAAUACAGCCCAAACAGUGAUGUCGUCUUUCCACAAAUGAAUCACGUUAGUUGUGCAAUUCUGUCGUCGACGCCAAAGGAGGCAGCUCUUCUGGAAGCGAUCAACCAAGUCAUGAAAGCGCACCCACUGCUGCGCUGCGAGAUUGAGGGCGACGGAGAGCCAGAUGAAAGAAUAGAUUUGUUCAAAAUGGUGCGAAAGGGAGAUCCCUCUCCAUGUACGUUUGCGAGCAAAGAGGGUACCUUUUCUGCCACCGACGUCCUUCAGACAGUUGAUGUCGACGGUAGUGAUCGCGGAAGCUUGGAUAGAAGCUGGCAAACCGCUUUCAACCGAGAUUUGGAUGACGGUAGCUGGUGUGAUGUGGAGAAGACACCUCUGUGGAAGCUUGAGUUCCAUCGAACCAAUGAUGGCAGUGAUGCCCCCUCUGCAUUAUUGCUCUCAUUCAACCAUGCGAUUUCCGAUCAGAGUAGUGCCAACAAGUUGACUGAUCAAAUUGUUAACCUCCUUGCACAGAUCGAUACCAAAGGAGCCGUUCAGAGUAAGCCAAAAGAGCAGAGUAUGCCACCAUCUGUCGAACAAUCUGUUCUUGGUGAAACAAACACAUGGGGUGACAUCGGGCCAUCUGGCGUUUCCAUUGAUACAAUAAAGUAUGUCGGUGGCAAAGCACUAGAAGAAACAAAGGAGCCUGUUAUACUUCCAGAUGGAUUUGGUAGCGGGGGUGGUGUACUAGGUGCUUUGGCCACAAUCUCGGGUAAUGCUGCUGGUGGAGAGGAUAGUAAGAGUACGAAGCGCAAAUCCGUUGUCGAAUUCCGGACCCUUUCGAAGGGGGCAACAUCUGCUUUGUUGUCGAAGUGCAGAGAGAAUGGUGUAUCGAUCACAAAUGCUCUUUCGGCAGCGAUUACCAUGACUUCCACCGAUUUUGUUGAUGGAGGAAGGGAAACAGACAAGGCACGAAACUACAAGGUACUGCAGUCGCUGGAUAUGCGACGAUUUGGAGAAUGUGUCGAUAAGGGCGAGUCUGUUGGCUGCCUAGCUGGAUCAAUGGAUCUGAUGUAUGGACCGCUCCCUGAUAGAUCUGGAGAAAAGCUUCGGACAUCGCCCACAACGGAAGAUACGAAUCUCUUCUGGGAGAUUGCAAGAGAAGGAAAGUCACAAACAGAGGCUUUUAUUGAAUCUGAUGGGCCUUCUCAUGCAGUUCGCGUUUUCGAUUUUGCCAUGACAAUUUCUGACUUGAACAACCUUGUUCAUUUGACUGCGCAAUCCAAAGAUAGUCAAGGCCGAGCGUACAGUGCAGGAUUCACUAAUGCUGGUGUUUACGAGCGCUUGGAUGCAUUUGAAAUGGAAAACGAAGAUGGAAAGGCUGUGCAGAAUCAACAUGGCAAGUACAAGAUUGAUAAUAUUUUCUACGCUGCGUCGAAUGCCAGAAGUGGUAGCCUAUAUCGUUUCUCGUGUAUGACUGUCAAUGAUGAAAUUCAGUUCACAUUCCAUCCAGCAGCACCUAUGGUUGAUGAAAAGACCAACAGAAAGUUUGCGGAUGCUGUAAUUGAAACUCUCGAAGUAGUUUCUGGAGUCAAGGACAUCGAAAUCUCGGACCCCAGCCCCCUUAUCCUUCUACCCAAGGACAUCCUGGUAAAGAUAACCGCGUUAAUUGGCACUGCCGCUCUUUUGUCCCAUCUCGGAGGAUACUACAACUUCUUUCAAAGUGUCCUUGAAAUGAAAAACAAUGUUGAACCAGCCGACUUCUGGCCUGCUUUGAACUUUUGGAUCUUCUUUGCUGUGGGGCAUCCUAUUCUACAGCCUAUUCUUUGGAUCAGUGACGUGCUUCAUGGAAGUCCUGGUCCGUUGGUUGGGAAUCUAGUGCCAGCCACCUUUAUUGCCGGCAACCUGUUGGCCAUUGCUGCUAUUUCCAAUGUCGCACAGAUUCGAAAUGCCGUCAACGUGGGUGCACUAUUCACUUUCCUCACAUAUGUUGGGGCUGGGCUUGACGGUCAAGCAGGACUCGGCGACUUCAACCUCGCACUCGAUGACAACUACAAAGGAAAGGUUGUCAAGGGAUGCCCGGCAUAUGAAGAAGUCAGACAACCCAGCAUGGAUGACUUUGACAUCAAGAAAUAUCAAGGUUUGUGGUACGAGCAAAAGUUCCAUGACUGGACCCAGUUCAAGGAGGUCUAUGAUACGACUCUUGGUAUCAAACUCACAGCAGAUGGAAAGGGGUGGAUCGAUGACUUUGCUGUAAAGGGACCGGCACCUGAUUCAGCUCCUCUGUCGUGGGACAAGAGUCCAGUAGCCAAUGGAGCGCACUACUUCUUGUUUGGUAGAAUUGACGAAAAUGAUCCAACUGGAAUUUUGAGAGAAAAGGGAUUUGGAGUCGAAUUUCCCAACUACAUUGUCGAUGUCAAGAAGGAUCCAACAACAGGCGAAUACACAGAAGCGAUCCAGUUCCAAUGUCUCCAAAGAGGCGGAGUUCGUGUCUUCGAGGGGAUCAACUUUAUGUCCCGCAACCCAUCCAUGUCGGACACUGAGAUGUCAGCUAUGCAUGCUCGGGCCGAAAAGGCAGGAAUGUAUCCUUAUGGUGCAAGCCCAGAACAAAUGCACACAGUUGCUAGAAGACCGGUUGGUGCUCCUGUAGUUGACAAUAACUGGCAACAGAUGUGGAGAGCCAUCGGAGUGGACAAGCUUCUCGAGUUGUUGACCGAAUCAAUAGAAGACGGAGGACGCUAA
This is a messenger RNA of Cylindrotheca closterium, 2943 nucleotides long. The record is from the annotation of a GenBank genome assembly. NCBI's taxonomy places the organism in Eukaryota, Bacillariophyta, Bacillariophyceae, Bacillariales, Bacillariaceae.